Molecule: messenger RNA, 3190 nt
Organism: Cyprinus carpio (common carp)
Lineage: Eukaryota; Metazoa; Chordata; Actinopteri; Cypriniformes; Cyprinidae
Product: hippocampus abundant transcript 1 protein-like
Exons: 13
Coding region: 110-1591 (493 amino acids)
Biological process (GO): transmembrane transport
Cellular component (GO): membrane
Molecular function (GO): transmembrane transporter activity
Source: RefSeq, a predicted model, not a curated record
UGAGGACAGGAAGUCGCAUAUUUUAGCGUGGAUGCUAACGGUGAACUGUUAUAUUUAGCCACACCUCGCAGGUCCAUCUCCCACAAACAAGAAUGGAUAUAAGUUAACAAUGACUGGAGAGAAAAAGAAGAAAAAGCGGCUGAACCGCAGCAUUCUUCUUGCCAAGAAAAUCAUCAUUAAAGAUGGAGGCACUCCACAGGGGAUUGGAGAGCCCAGUGUCUAUCAUGCUGUGGUGGUUAUCUUCCUGGAGUUCUUCGCCUGGGGACUGCUCACCACUCCCAUGCUUACGGUGUUACAUCAGACAUUCCCCCAGCACACAUUCCUGAUGAAUGGACUUAUUCAUGGUGUCAAGGGCCUGCUGUCUUUUCUGAGUGCUCCAUUAAUUGGUGCUCUGUCAGAUGUGUGGGGCCGGAAGUCCUUCCUGCUGCUCACUGUGUUCUUCACCUGCGCUCCCAUCCCUCUCAUGAAGAUCAGCCCAUGGUGGUACUUUGCAGUGAUCUCCAUGUCCGGUGUGUUUGCAGUCACUUUCUCUGUUAUCUUUGCAUAUGUGGCCGAUAUCACGCAGGAGCAUGAAAGGAUCACAGCCUAUGGCUUGGUAUCAGCCACUUUUGCAGCCAGUCUGGUGACGAGCCCGGCGAUCGGUGCAUACCUGUCAGAAACAUAUGGAGAUACUCUGGUGGUGAUCCUUGCCACGGCCAUUGCCCUGCUAGACAUCUGUUUUAUCCUGGUAGCGGUUCCUGAGUCCUUGCCUGAGAAGAUGAGACCAGCUUCAUGGGGAGCCCCAAUCUCAUGGGAGCAGGCAGACCCCUUUGCAUCCUUGCGUAAGGUGGGCCAGGACUCCACGGUUCUCCUGAUCUGCAUCACAGUCUUCCUGUCUUACCUGCCUGAGGCUGGACAAUAUUCCAGUUUCUUCCUGUAUCUCAGACAGGUCAUUCGAUUUACAUCAGAAACAGUUGCUGCCUUCAUUGCGGUGGUGGGAAUCCUGUCCAUCUUGGCUCAGACGGUUGUCCUGGGAAUCCUAAUGCGUUCCAUAGGGAAUAAGAACACUAUCUUGUUAGGCCUUGGCUUUCAGAUCCUGCAGCUGGCCUGGUACGGCUUUGGCUCCCAGCCCUGGAUGAUGUGGGCCGCUGGAGCCGUUGCUGCCAUGUCUAGCAUCACCUUCCCAGCAAUCAGUGCCAUAGUGUCCCGCAACGCAGACCCCGACCAACAAGGUGUGGUGCAGGGAAUGAUCACAGGAAUCCGAGGACUGUGUAACGGUCUGGGUCCAGCCCUCUACGGCUUCGUCUUCUACCUGUUUCACGUGGAGCUCAGUGAAAUGGACCCCGCAGAGGGCCCAGAGAAGGGUGGCAAACCCAACAUGGCCAACCCUACAGAUGAGAGUGCCAUCAUCCCCGGCCCUCCCUUCCUGUUUGGAGCAUGCUCAGUGUUGCUGUCCCUGCUAGUUGCACUCUUCAUCCCAGAGCACAAUGCCCUCAACCUGCGGCCCGGCAGCUACAAGAAGCACAACAACGGCGCACAAAGCCACUUACACAGUUCGCAAGGUGGAACCUGUGAGGGCAAGGAGCCUCUACUGGAGGACAGCAGUGUAUAACCCCACUGACAAGGGGGGUGGGCAACGGACCCCAAACCCCCUCACAAUCACCACCCUUACCUUUCCAAACGCACACAAACAGUGCACCUUUUACACAAGAUGACAUCACUGUCCUCUCUUGUUCCCUCUCAGAAUGAGCUGUGGGAACUGGUGCAGAUAUUACAAGUGCGGAACUGGGCCAACCGGGAGCUGACCUUGGCCUUGAGGAACAGGAAGUGGAGCAAAAGACAUUUUGCCUUGCACAAGUGUAGGGAAAUGCGAGCAGACCCAGUUUUGUGUUGAUACAGACUUGGUGACAGUUUUCCUCAUUUUUACUGUUACAUUGAAAAGUGCUUCUGGAGAAGAGUGUCUGCUCUUUGAAUCCUAGAGGAAACGCCACCAAGAAAUGUAAGAAAGAAGGUCACAAGCAUCCUUUCGCACAGUCAUCACCGUUGUAUCAUGCCACUUCAACCUACAUUUCUGUUGUUCUACAUCAGAUGAAAUGGUUUGUACUUCCUCUCCUUUGCUCUUGUGAUUUUAAGGGGUCUGUCAUAAUUCAUGCAGGGGGAAUAAAAGUUGCCUUUAAGUGACUUUCAAUCACAAUUACCAAACCUAGAUGAAGACUACGCUCUGAGAAGGGUCAGUCGUAUCGCUCCUGUUGGAGCCUGCUCAUAUUUCAUUCUCAUUUAUCAUCCGCCUCGCCACCAAAACUCCCUGUGAACGUCAACACUGCCAUGUUACAACAGGCUAGCAGGGUUACGAGCUUACUGACCGCAUACCUAGUUUUCAUAUUACCGCAAGCACUGAUGUGGGUGGAAUAGCUUACAUGUUAUUGGAUGAGCGUCGCUAGAUCCAGUGAAUUAAUAUCACACAUGCUGCUACUGUAGGGUGUACAAGGUUACAAAGUUCUGUGGUAUUGUACUAGACUCUAAACGUGGUAUUUCUAUUAGAGCUGAGCUUUCUUGGCGUGUUGUAAUUUUAGACCCCAAAUUUUGUGGCCGAUUUAUAUUUGUGGUGCAUUUUCUUUCUGGUAAGACAGACUUUGAAUACUUUUAUCAGAUCUCAACAUGAACGUUGAUUUUCCGGAGAAAACCUCAAGUGCAUUUUUUUUAUUUUUUAUUAACCAGUAUCUAGGUUUUGUUUAUUUGGUUUUAGACACCAUACCUAUGUUUUUAUUCAUUUGUGUGUUUGACUGACACAUUUUCAAGACAAAUCCACAAGAUGUUCCACAGACUUAGUCAUUGUAACUUGUUUUUAGCUAAUAUUUUGGACCAUUUUUGUUCUCUUACAGCAUUGAAAACCAUGUAAAUGUUACUUAACAUUGACUGAAAAGGUUUUUCCUUUAUUUUGCAUUGAUCUGUAUGACCAAACUUGAAUGGAAUUCUUUAUCAUAUAUCCUUGCAAGGAACAGAGACAAUGGUUAUCAUCCUGUUUUGUACCUGCAUAAUUACUUCUCUCCACUAGCCACUAACUUGCAAAGAAAUCUGGUGUUUGCCUCAGAAAAAGCCAAUUAAUUUGUGCCUAAAAUGUGCUCUAAAAGAAUAGAAACUGUAUAUGUGAAUGAACUGGCUGUAAAUAUUAAGAACUAAUGAGAAACUAUUUAUUAAAAGUUUAUUGAUA